Molecule: messenger RNA, 1468 nt
Organism: Anguilla rostrata (American eel)
Lineage: Eukaryota; Metazoa; Chordata; Actinopteri; Anguilliformes; Anguillidae
Product: tumor necrosis factor receptor superfamily member 14-like
Exons: 10
Coding region: 19-1104 (361 amino acids)
Biological process (GO): positive regulation of T cell migration; defense response to Gram-negative bacterium; defense response to Gram-positive bacterium
Cellular component (GO): external side of plasma membrane
Molecular function (GO): protein binding
Source: RefSeq, a predicted model, not a curated record
AAGGACAAAUGGUUCUUAAUGCGCUGCCGAGUCCGGCUGGAUUGCGGAAACCAGGACUUCUACAAAGGGAAGAAUUCUGUCCAUAAUUUAGUGAAUUAUUAUACAUGGACAUCUAUCAAGCUCACAGGAAUAUGCUUUCAGAGGAAAUUAGAUAUGUGGCAUUUUAAAGUCCCUAUAUGGAUGGCAUAUCUAUUGCUCCUGUUCUGUGGCCUCGCCUAUUCCUGUGGAAGUGCAGAAUAUGAUAUUAAUGGAGAGUGCUGUCCAAUGUGCACACCUGGGACACGUGUUUAUAAACAUUGCACGGAGUACACUAGCACCUCCUGUGUACCGUGCACUCAAAAAUCAUUCAUGGCCAUGCCCAACGGUCUGUCUCAUUGUUUGUCUUGUACAGUGUGUGAGCCAGACUUGGGUUUAAAAACAGAGAGGGAGUGCACCCUCACCUCUGACACAGUGUGUGGGCCUCUGGAUCACCACUACUGCACUAAGACUGAUAACAAGGGGUGCAGCUUUGCGCAGAAACACACCAUCUGCAGGCCUGGACAGUUCAUCAUACACAAAGGAACAACAUUGACUAAUACCGAAUGUGGAGAUUGUCCUGAUAAAACCUUUUCAGAUGAAUCCUUUUCUGCAUACUGCAAACCACACAGAGAUUGCGAGUCCUUGGGAAUGCAGGAAAUUACAGCAGGAACAAACACAUCGGACAGUGAAUGUGGACCAAGAAAUAUUCCUGUUUACGUUAUUGUGUUUGUGCCGCUUGCAUUAUUAGCUAUUAUUUUAACAAUCAUUUUCAUUUUAUGGAGGAGAAAGAAACAAACAGAAAGAGAAAGAAAUGACAUAGAACUGUCACAAGACGCAGGGCUGGAGGAAAGGCUGGAGCCUAUCUCAGCAUGCUCUGAGCAAGAGGCAGGAGAACAACCUGGACAGGUUGCCAAUCCAUUGCAGGGCCUACACGACACCAUUUACCCACACAAUCAUACCAACAGGCUAAUCCGCCUGUCUUUGGACUGGACUUGGAAGAAACCGAAGUAUCCGGAGGAUACCCUCACAGACAUGGAGAGGAAAUACAAACAUGCUCCACACAGAAAGGUCCCGACCAGGAGUUGAACCUGAGCACUUGUUGCUGUGAAGUGCUAUGACCAGAGACUGUAAAAAAUAUGGACAAAGCUACUGUGACGUCACCCAUUGACUCUACGUGGGUCUCUAAAACACAUUUUGAAGCUCAAUGGCGGGCGCGGCCAUUUUCUCGAUUUGGAGCCAAAACCAUAGAGUUAAGCGGUCUUGUGAUGUUUAGAAUUUGAUUGACAGUCCGGUGCGGAAAAGCCCAUCGACCUGAACGAGGCUAGUUGACUGUCUGCCGUUACGUUUUAAAAUAUAUUAUCAGAUGUUUACGGAGUUUAAUUUCCAUCCGUGACUGUACUGUGUCAUGUAAUCACGUUAUAUGUAUGACAUUAAAAAUACAAUUAGGCUA